CCAAAAGUGAGUGGGCUGUCAUUUCAGACCAAACCAACUGAACAAACAUCAGACAGGCAAAAAAGCAUCAAAAUAUAAAAUCAGAUUUGCGAAAGAAAAUUAUUUAUCUCUUUGAAUAAUUAUAAUACACGAAAAAUUGUUCUCUCUUUCUCCAUCUGCUUUUUGCUUCGUCUAUCCUCGGUACUCUUUUCUUUCUCUUCCCAAUACCGCGGUGUUGAACCGGUUUGCGAUGUCUUUCCGUUGCGGAGGGACAAAUGCAUCAUCAGGCAUGGGUGUUGCCGACCACAGCAAGAGCACAUACAUGGAGUUGCAGCGGAAGAAGGUCCACCGCUAUGUGAUAUUCAAGAUUGACGAGAAGAAAAAGGAAGUCGUGGUUGAGAAGACGGGUGGGCCCGCCGAGUGUUACGAGGACUUCAUGGCAUCCCUUCCUGAGAGUGACUGCCGUUAUGCGGUUUACGACUUUGACUAUGUGACCUCUGAGAACUGCCAAAAGAGCAAGAUUUUCUUCAUCGCGUGGUCCCCAUGCAUCUCUCGAAUUCGUUCAAAGAUGCUUUACGCCACAUCCAAGGGAAUGUUUAGGCGAGAGCUUGUGGGCAUACACUACGAGAUCCAAGCAACUGACCCAACUGAGAUGGACCUUGAUAUCAUCAGAGAACGUGCUAAUUGACAGUCCUGUCAUUGCAAAGAGUUGUUUGUGAAUAAAUUUUGGGCACUGGAAGGCUGAUUAGGGGCUCUCAUGUUGAUCCCUGUUGGGAUUAUGCAGUUCCUUUUGUUCUCAUGAUGCUUCCCGAUGGAAAGUGCCUGUGAUUAUCGUGUAAUUGGAUUUGAAUCGCUGGUUGUGACUUGUUCAUACACUGGUUCUGUCUUAUGGGCAUAUGAGCUGAAUCUGGUUGUGUUUCUUUGUAUUUGCAUUUACUAGUGUAUAGCCCGUGCGAUGCACGGGUAAUCUAUAUAUAUAUAAUAAGAAUUAAUAUUUUUCAAAAAUAGUAAGCAAAAAAAUAGGGAAUAUUAAUUGCAUUCUAUUUUUGGUAUGUUUUUUAAUUUUUUUAAUAAAAAAUCAAAUAGCAUUUAA
Molecule: messenger RNA, 1072 nt
Organism: Striga asiatica
Lineage: Eukaryota; Viridiplantae; Streptophyta; Magnoliopsida; Lamiales; Orobanchaceae
Source: the annotation of a GenBank genome assembly